GAUUGCCCGCCCUUUUUCCCCCAAGCAGGUUUGCGUGCGCGCUCCAGAGGAGAAAAUGCCCUUCUUAACGAAAGAGAGCAGUGAUGGCAGAGAAAGGUGAACGGGCGAUCUGGAAAGCAAUUACUCGGAAAGGCUAUGUCCUUUAGUUCACAGACCGUGUUUCGACACUUGAAGCUGUUCUCAUGUUAAGGCAGACACUACGGUGUCGGUGACGAGGGUGUCAAGCACAAAAAUGUCAAUGAGAAGGACAGAGGGUGUCUCAAUCAUUCAAGCCCUGGCCAUGACGAUGGCAGAAAUCCCUGUGUUUCUUUAUUCCACAUUUGGGCAGUCCAUUUUUUCUCAACUGAGAUUGUCCCCGAGCUUGAAGAAAGUACUGUUUGCAACAGCUCUGGGUAGCGUGGCAUUGGCUCUCACCGCACACCAGCUUAAAAGACGGAGAAGGAAGGGCAAACAGCUGACCCAAGGCAAGAAUGAACAGAAACAACAGGCCACUUCAGCCUCCGUGCUCGGGAUGGGGCGAUCCACAUCUGUGAAGAAAGCACCACUACAAGGCCGAAGGGUAACGAGCCCCAGCACUCGGAGCAAUGACACACUUAGUGGCAUCUCCUCCAUUGGUCCCAGCAAGAAUUCAAGCUCCUCGCACAGCCUAACUUCGAUGCGGGUUCCACCUUCCCCAAAUCACACCAGCAAUAAUAAUGUUGCCCCAUGGGAGAAUGACGCUGUUGAAGAAGAACUUGGCGUGGGAGAGGAUGCAAAUGCUGAAAACCUCUACAUCCUGGGAAUGGAGCUUUUUGAAGAAGCCCUCCAGAAGUGGGAGCAGGCCCUGAACAUUCGUCAAAGAAGCGGAUCAGGCGUUUCGGACAGUAGCAACAGUCUGAUUCCAAAAGGAGCCCAAGCUGCUCCUGAGGUAGUCGAGUCGCGAAACAAGGUGUUUGCUGAGAAGCUGGAGUCACUUUUACACCAAGCAUACCACCUCCAAGAAGAAUUUGGAGCGACUAUUCCUCCAGACACCCUUCUAGCAGAUUUUGAGAGUGAAGAGACCCUCAUUCUGCCUAUCGCAGAUGGCUGUGAACGCCUGCAUUUGGAUGAUGAGACCAGCAUAACCUCAGAUGACUCCUUCUUCUCUGCAGCAGAGCUCUUUGAUACUCUUUCAUUUGGGGAAGAAAUCCUCCAACCCCCAAAGCCGGGGGCCCUGUAUGAAGAGGCACUUGCAUUAGCAAGGGAAGGAAAGAUCCGCUGCCGGACAUUACGAUCAGAUAUCUUGGAAUGUUACAGUGACCAGGAUUUUCUAGCAAAGCUGCAUUGUGUCCGGCAGGCAUUCCAGCUUUUGUUCUUGGAUGACACCUACCGGCUGUUUUUCAGCGAGAUUGGGAAGCAGAUGAUCGCAGGCCUUAUGACCAGAGCAGACAAGAAUACCAAAGGAUUCUUAGAAAGCUAUGAAGAAAUGCUGAGAUAUACACAGAGGGAAGAGACCUGGGCCACCACUAAGAUGGAGCUGGAAGGAAGAGGGGUUGUCUGCAUGAACUUCUUUGACAUUGUGCUUGAUUUUAUCCUGAUGGACGCCUUUGAAGAUCUGGAAAAUCCCCCGGCCUCUGUUGUUGCUGUUCUCCGUAACCGCUGGCUGUCUGACAGCUUCAAGGAGACGGCACUUGCAACAGCUUGUUGGUCAGUGUUAAAGGCAAAGAGACGUCUUCUCAUGGUUCCCGACGGCUUCAUUUCCCAUUUCUACUCCAUUUCUGAGCACGUUAGUCCUGUUUUGGCAUUUGGAUUCCUGGGCCCCAAGCAGCAGCUUUCUGAAGUGUGCCGAAUAUUCAAGCAACAUAUCGUCCAGUUCCUAAAGGACAUGUUUGACCUUGAUAAAGUGUCCUAUGCAUCAGUUCAGACGCUGGCCGACGACUUGAUGCAGUUGUCCCGGAGACGAAGUGAAAUUCUGCUCGGUUACCUGGGCAUGGAGAGCCUGAUGGAGCCCAAUGGGUCCGUCUUGCUGGGAAACGGAACUUCAGGACUGAACUGAGGAAGACUCUUCGUGGUUUUUGUUUUUUUGUUUUUUUUCUUUUUCAGUAAAUGUGCUUCCACACUGGGAGAGAAAUUCUGCUGAAGACCUUUGGUCUUUUUACCUUACAGAUGCUUGUCAUUAAUCACUCUGCUCCUUCACUUGGCACUGCAUGAGUGCCCUCUCCAGGACAAGGUUUGGCAGGGGGACAUCUUAAUCAUGGAUGAUGACCUCUCCAUUUUGGUUUUUCUUCUUUUUUUAAUAUUUGGGUGGGAGGAUUCUUGCAAACACUGGAAGGCAUUCCCACAAAUGAUCUACCUGUGCAUUAGGAGUGGACACCUUUUGCCUUACAAUUAAAAUGAGAUUCUUUGGAAUAAAAAACAUUAGAGACAAGGCCUAGGGUCCAAGCAAAUUUUGGAAGAACUCCCUUUUUUUAAAUUGGACAUUGGGACAUUUCAUUUACCUGUAACCCCUCAGUAGAAUCGAGACCCAGGUACACGGCGUCGAACUUGACCUGUGCUGUGAUUUGCACGGUAGGCUGGCAUCUGCAGAUGAAAUAAAGACCCUCAUCUUAGGAGCGUGCAGUUUGCAGUUCAGUUUGAGAUCCUCCUCUUUAUGGAUGCCCCCCUGCGCUCUGCUGGAUUCCUUCCAUGAUGUGUCUGCCGGGUGGUCACAUGACUAAAAGCUUGGUUGGCUGAAUGUAAGCCACAGGACAGAGUGACUUUGUUAAGAAGCUCGGUGACAACAUGAGAGACUUGGCUGACUGUGAAGGGAGGAAGACAUAAAGAGGACCAACCGUCAUGUGCUGCUCAGAAGGCCAGAGUGCUGGCGUCUGCCGUGUGACCUGUAGUUAAGACAUUGGCUGAUGGUUAGAGGGGCUCAGGACUAUCCAGAUUCCUCCAAGGUCUACAGUCCUGUACCCCCGCAGUGUGUAAAUCAAGGACUUAAAAAGGACAAGAAGGAGAAGGUGAGCACCAGUCAUGGGGACCCAGUCGUCCUGACCCGGCACAAAGGUGAACUGAAGAGGGAUCGCUACGGAGAGUUGUGUCCAGAAGGAUGGGGAAAGCGCAGGGAUUUUGGAUCGUGGAUGAACUUUGGUGCAUUUUGGAGGGUGCGCUUUACUCACUGCCUUCUGCUUUCCAGCGUUUGGGACGGGGAACAUGCAGCACCGAAAUAUCAGAAUAACAAAAUGGAAAGAAACGACCUGAUGACAUGAAAUCGUAACCUACUCAAUGUGUGUCCGCAUCAAGUCUCAUUUGUGUUUGGUUCUGCAUUUUAACUUUUAGCCAGUGCUUUGGAUGUGGCUGCAGAUGAGAGCCCCCUGUGAAAGAAAAGGAGAACGUAACGUCCCACCCUGCCCGAUUAAAGCUGUUGUGUAAAAAUGUACACCCAGUGGGGGGGUAUGGAUUGGUAAUGGACCUGUGACGUCUUGGGGGUCUCGUCCCUCCAUGGGUUUUAAAGCAGGCUCGGCCUGAGGGACGUUGCUAGUCCUGAUCUCGGCGUGGCACAGGAUGGUCAGUAACUCUGAUGUUUUUAACUUUGCUGUUUUAGAUGAUCGCUGAAGCCUUUCUUCAAGUAUAAACUCCAGACGUAGAGAGAAGGCCUGGCCCAGUGAUCCUCUCUGUCUGCAGACGUUGCCAUCGCACUCAUUAGAUGUGUGUUACAUUGAAAUCUCACUCUGUGCCCGUAAAGGUCGUCUCUCAUUGCACUAUUGGUUCUCAGGUAGGCGAGUCAGCUGCUGCUAGUGGGCGUUGAGUUUGAACUGAAAACGGGGCACAAAUGAGGCAGAGGAGGAGACGCGGACGGGGAAAAAAAGCUUAAAGGCAGGGCUGAUUGGAGGUGAUGGGGGGGUCCGGCACAAUAAAAAUAACUGAAGGGUGGGCAGGCUGCUCUACGGACACAAGUCACUUCUGUGUGAUGGCACUUAAUGGCCACCUGGGGGUUACCUUUAUAGCUGGGAGCUUCAUUUUAAAGGCCGCUUUUGGUGUUGGUAGAAGACGUGAUCUGAAACUUUGGUCAGUUUGUGUUUUACUUCCACUUUAAAUCCCCACUCGUGUCUCUUUAUUUCUUCAUUUUUAUAUGGGAUCGUCUGCUUUAAAUAAGAACGUUUGAAAUCUAGAGGGGCUGGCACAUGACAGACAAAGGUGAAAAUCCGUAGCUCUCCUCCGUCUCUCCCUGUGUACACUGUAUACGCACAUCUGUAUGACCUCCUGUGUGUACGCCUGGGUAAUUCCACAUCGUCUGCGUGUGCGCCACGUCUGACAGCGAGCAGGGUGAGCGGCCUUUGCCCCGGCGUCGCUAGUCCUCACGUCUUUGUUCCUGUUGACUCCCCCCGGCCUUCGUUUGUGGUCUCGCUGGGUUUUUCUUGCCUUGCACACUUGUAAGUGAAGCACAGUUUUUACUGUCAUCGUGGAACGCGUCACACGCCCACCCCUGCCCACCCGUAC
Molecule: messenger RNA, 4440 nt
Organism: Erpetoichthys calabaricus (reedfish)
Lineage: Eukaryota; Metazoa; Chordata; Cladistia; Polypteriformes; Polypteridae
Gene: miga2
Product: mitoguardin 2
Exons: 17
Coding region: 233-2014 (593 amino acids)
Biological process (GO): mitochondrial fusion
Source: RefSeq, a predicted model, not a curated record